This is a messenger RNA of Amblyraja radiata (thorny skate), 1811 nucleotides long. RefSeq names its product glutathione synthetase-like. Gene Ontology annotation, molecular function: glutathione synthase activity; glutathione binding; ATP binding. The record is from RefSeq and is a predicted model, not a curated record. Gene Ontology annotation, biological process: glutathione biosynthetic process. Lineage: Eukaryota; Metazoa; Chordata; Chondrichthyes; Rajiformes; Rajidae. Gene Ontology annotation, cellular component: cytosol. The transcript has 13 exons. Bases 121 to 1617 code for a protein of 498 amino acids.
GAGAAGGCGGGCUCUUUGCUCUGCCGCAGGAUCUGGAGAGUGGCGCUGAACGCAGGCGGCGGGAGUGAGACCGGCACCGGCGGCACUGGCGGCACCGGCAGCGGCAGCAGCAACAGCAGGAUGCACAGCCAGGUACACAGCCGGCUGCCCAGCCUCAGCGUGCCCAAGCGAACCGAGAGCGAGAUUUUGAUCCCAGUUGUACCAGAUGAAGUUCUACUGAACAGUGGUCUCAUCCAGCACCUAGCGCUGAAUGCCAAAGAUGCAGCUCUCCUUUAUGGCGUGCUUAUGAGGACCAAAGAAGAUCCAAAUUCCAGUGAGACAAUCAGCUAUGCUCCCUUCACCCUGUUCCCAUCGCCGGUACCAACAAGACUCUUCAACCAGGCAUUUGAGGUCCAGCAAGACUUCAACUUGCUGGUUGAUAAAAUCAGCAUGGAUUCCGAAUUUCUGAAAAAUUCAUUAGCAAGCACAGCAGAAGCUGAUGAAUUUACAGCUCGCCUGUUCAACAUCUACACUCGGGUGCUUGAUGAAGGCAUUGCCCAGCCUAUUACGCUGGGAGUGAACAGAUCAGAUUACAUGUUUGACAAAAGACCCAAGCUGACUGCUACUUUGAAACAGGUUGAGAUUAACACCAUUGCUGCCAGUUAUGCAGGAUUGGCUGCCAGAGUCCCAGAAGUGCAUCGGCAGGUAAUGAAUGUCUGGGGAAAACCUGAUGAAGCAGCAAAGAUCAUGAGUAACAAAGCAGUGAAAGGAAUUUGCAAAGGCAUCGCAAGAGCCUGGCACUUGUACGGGUCAUCAGACGCAGCGGUUCUCUUCCUGGUUGAGAAGUUCUCGAGGAAUAUUUUUGACCAGCGUUGCUUGGAAAUGGAGCUUUGGAAAAAGAAUGUGCGUGUGAUAAGGAGGCAAAUGUAUGAAAUAUAUGAGAGAGGGACCUUGGAUGACAACAAAAAACUUUUUGUAGAUGGAAAUGAAGUGGCCGUUGCCUACUUUCGUACUGGAUACAGUCCAGAUGAUUACUUUAGUGAAGAGUGCUGGAUUGCACGACUGAUGAUUGAACGUUCCAUGGCAAUUAAAUGCCCAAAUAUCGCCACCCACCUUGUGGGAACCAAGAAGAUUCAACAGGAAUUGGUGCGUGAAGGAGUCCUUGAGAAGUUUCUGCCAGAGGACCCGGCUGCUGUUGAAAGAAUCCGUGCAACUUUUGUGGGCCUCUACAGCAUUGAUGAGGGUCCUGAGGGCGAUGAAAUAAUAGCAAAGGCACUGGCGGACCCAGAAUCCUAUGUGUUGAAACCACAGCGAGAGGGAGGAGGAAACAACAUUUUCGGUGAAGAACUCAGACAAGUCCUGGGGGGUAUUAAAGAUAAAGCUUCGAGAUCGGCCUACAUCCUGAUGGACCGCAUCAAGCCACAGGUGGUAAAGAACUACCUGCUGCAGUCUGGGGCGUCUGUGAAACUGUCUGAAUGUGUAGUUGAGUUGGGAGUAUUUGGUGUCUACAUCAGGAAUUGUAAUCGACUGUCCAUGAACUUGUCUGCCGGGCACCUACUUCGCACGAAGAGGACGGAGUUUGCAGAUGGAGGGGUGUCUGCUGGAGUGGCUGUUCUCGAUACGCCUUAUCUCAUCUGACCCACAAGUGGCUCGAAAUGCAUGCAGGUUGCUGCAUUACUGCUGUAGAAAUUCAGCCAGAACAUUUACACUCUCUCCUUAGGCUGGAGAGAGGGCAGUACUGGUGAAGGCUCUUGACUCAUUAUUUAGUGAAGGAUUCAAAAUCUUAGGUUUAAAUAAAAUGGACCAAGAGAAUGACUCAAUCCAAAUAUGAA